Messenger RNA from Amphimedon queenslandica, 2661 nucleotides. RefSeq lists its product as uncharacterized. The transcript is spliced from 5 exons. The coding region runs from base 52 to 2475 and encodes 807 amino acids. NCBI's taxonomy places the organism in Eukaryota, Metazoa, Porifera, Demospongiae, Haplosclerida, Niphatidae. The record is from RefSeq and is a predicted model, not a curated record.
GUAAAAGAUGAUGAAAUAGAUGACAAAGUCAUUGCUCAAUUGCAAGAUUCUAUGAUUCGUGGGAAUAGUUCAACUUCAAAUGAAAGAGAUGAUAAUACCACUGCACCUACCAAUACCAAAAAUGAUGCCCCUGGUGAUCACUCUGCCCCUCAUGAUCAAAAGGUAACUCAUGAUCCAGAACAAGUUCCAGUUGAUAAACCUGAUGAUGACUCAGCAAUCAGAGAAGAAAUUCCUAAAGUGCCACUUAAAUCAGAAGCAGGAGGAGCUAUUGAUGAGACUUUAAUGACUGCAACUGUAUCUCAUGAUGUCGUGAGCAGGGGUAGUUCAUUUAUUGAUGAGAAAUUUGAUCCACUGGAAUAUUGCAGAAAGACAUCUAACAUUGAGAAAAUGGGUCUUCACAGACAGUGGCUAUAUUUUUUUGAUUCUGGUGGCCAAAUUCAGUUUCAAAAGUUAUUGCUAGCAUUCAUGCCAUGUCCUUCUGUUCUUAUUCUUGUGGUCAAUUUGUCCAAGAAACUUUCAGAGCCUUCAAAUACAGAGAUGGAGCUACCUAACAACGAGAAAGUAAUAGUUGAUAUCAAUUCCUUGAAAAUAAAAGAUAUUUUAUCUCAAAUGAUAUCUGCAAUAGCUUCUAAAACACAGCAGCAUAAGCUGGCUAAAAGUGAUUUUAAUUAUAUUAAAUAUCCUGAUGAAAAGCUCAUUGUCCUGACAGUAGGAACACACAGUGACAAAUUGGAGGGUUUCAUUAAAGAAGGUAAAGAAGGCAUUGAAAAAAUUGAAGCAAAGCAAACAGAAUUACGUAAAAUGCUAAAUUCAGUUUCUAAUUCAUGUACCUAUGACACUGACUGUCCCCUUUAUAAGAUUGAUGGUCGUAAAGCUGAUGAUAAGCCUGGUGAGUCUGAUGAUGGCGUUACCAGUGCUAGUAUAGAAAAAGUUUCCAAUCAUUUAAAAAAGCAAGCUCAUAAAAUUGACGUGCCAUUAAGGUGGCAUUAUUUUGGAGUCAUACUUCGUAAAAAGGCAAAUGAGAGCAAUGGUUUGUUAAGUAGGUCAGAAUGUGAGUUUUAUGGUAAAAUGCUGGGUAUGAAAGUUGAAGAAGUUCAUAGUGCACUUCAUUUUUUUCACAAAUUGGGAAUGUUAUUUUAUUAUCAUGAAUCGCCUACAAAUGAUAUAGUGUUUGUCAAGUUGGAUUGUCUCAUUGAUAUUAUCAGAGAUUUAGUGAUUACAGUAAGUAAAUCCUGGGACUUAUCAUUGGAGGAGUUACAUCCUGUAAAAAAGGAUUUACGUGUCAAAGGCAGUCUUUCUGUUGAGAUUCUUAAGUCAUCUGAUGCAUUUAAAGUGAUUGCAAAGCAGCUUUUUAAUGAUGACUAUGAUAUUUGCUUUAAAAAACUUAUAGCACUUUUCCAGUAUCUUAAAAUAGCUGCUGAAGAGCGAGAAGAAGGACAAUUUGUCAUGCCAGCACUUCUUCCCCUACAAGACGUAAACACCAUCAAACUGCCAUUUCCUCAGACAAAAAGUUCACCUCUUCUGUUUUAUUUCAAAAAUGCUGUUCCUAUGGGCUUCUUCUGUGCCAUUAUAGUCCAUCUUCUUUCAGAGUCAAAUCCUUGGAAAAUUUUUAGUGAAGAGGGUAGUUUUUCUAAUUUCUGUACUUUGCAGCAAAAAAUAAAAAGAGGUCGUUUUUUUAAAAUAGCAUUAGUGGAAAAGCUAAAUUGCAUUGAGAUUUAUUGUGAUAAAGGUCAGUAUCCACUUAAAGCAAAAAAUGAACUAGAUAAAGCUAUUGAUAGUGUUAUAAAAGUUCUGAAGCUUUGUGGAAAACCAUCACCAGCUUUUUAUUGUCCAUGCAAAAAAGGAGGAGAACAUGUAGCUACUGUAGAUCUGAAAGAGUGGGAUAAUAGCUCUAUUGAUUGUACAUUAUAUAGCAGUCUAGAACUAUCAGAUGAGAAGUACAAUGAUUAUUUUUCAUGGUUCUUUACCCAAGAAGACUAUCCAAAUGUCCCAGUUGUUGAUGAAACUGAUGGACCUGAUUCAAUGCAGUGUGCUAAAGUAGACAUUGUUCCCUCACUUGUUGCAGUUCCACCAACUAAAAGAGUUAGAGCGGAAGAAGAGAAAUUUAAAGAUGAACAGGCAGCUAAACUGAUCAAGAAAGAGACUCAAAAGGUUGCCACAUUUCUUGACGUCCUGUUAGACAUGAAGCCUCAAAUGGGUGACCUCAAUAGGCUUUUUGAUAGUUCUGCUGCCCACCAUUAUUUAACUAUUGGUAUUGCACUUGGUGUUAAAGUUGAUGACCUGCCACCUAAUCCACAAUCAACCACUAGUAACCUCAUACUAGUGUUCCAGAGGUGGAUAGACUCUGAUAAAGAAGUGACCUGGAGGAAAGUACUUCAAGUUUGUGAUGAUUAUCCUCAUAAGUUUGGACUAGUAAAAGCUGAAGUGGAAAAGUUUCUUUCAUCAGAUAGAGCUUGCAAAGAAUAUUUAAAAUAGUAUAUGUAUUCCCCUUGUGUGUGUUCAAGUGUACGGUAAUUACAAUGGCUUGAUAGUAUGGCAAAUUAUUUCCUUGUUGAGACUAUUAAAUUUAAAAUACCUUUUUAGGUUACAUUCCAGUUUAGCUCCUACCUAAUUAGUAAUUAAUUUUAAUAAUUUUAACCCCUAAAUCUAAACUUUAAAAAA